AUGGGUCUCACCCAGGAACAGACUGACAUCAUCAAGGCCACCGUGCCUGUGAUCAAGGUGCAUGGCAAUGCUGUUACCAGCGUCUUCUACAAGAACAUGCUCGCCGCGCACCCUGAGCUGAAUGCCAUCUUCAACUCAUCCAACCAAGUGAACGGCCACCAACCCCGCGCCCUCGCCGGCGCUGUCUUCGCCUACGCCGCCAACAUCGACAACCUUGGUGCUCUCGGCCCCGCAGUCGAGCUCAUCUGCAACAAGCAUGCCUCCCUCUACAUCCAGCCCGAGCACUACAACAUCGUCGGCAAGUUCUUGCUCGAGGCCAUGGGCGAAGUCCUUGGUGACGCCUUCACCCCCGCCAUCAAGGACGCGUGGGCCGCCGCUUACUUCCAACUCGCUGAUAUUAUGAUCAACCGCGAAGCUGCCCUCUACAAGGAGGCCGACGGAUGGACCGAGUUCCGCGAUUUCCGCAUUGCCAAGAAGGUGCCUGAAUCUUCUGAGAUCACCUCCUUCUACCUCGAGCCUGUUGAUGGCAAGCCCCUUCCCUCUUUCCGUCCCGGACAAUACAUCUCCGUUCAACUCUUCGUCCCCCAACUCAACCACCCUCAAGCCAGACAAUACUCUCUCAGUGACAAGCCCCGCUCCGACUACUACCGGAUCUCUGUGAAGAAGGAGGCUGGCCUUAAUGCCACCGAACCGGGUGCCGAAGCCCACCCUGGCCUCGUGUCUAACAUCCUGCACGAUCUCAAGAAGGAAGGCGACAUCAUCAAGGUGUCGCACCCCCAGGGUGACUUCUUCCUGUCCGAUGCGGAGAAGCAGAGCUCCAGCCCCAUCGUUCUCUUGGCAGCCGGUGUGGGUCUGACCCCGCUCACCUCGAUCCUGAACACCCUCCUUGAGACCGAGUCUGAGACACAGCGCAAAAUUUCCUUCAUUCACGGCGCUCGCACCUCCGCCGCCCGUGCCUUCAAGCCCCAGAUCCGUGAGCUGGCCACCAAGGUGCCUAACUUGCAGGCCUUCUUCUUCACCAGCCACCCGGCUGCCGAGGACAAACAGGGUGAAGACUACGACUUUGCCGGUCGCCUGGACCUGAGCAAGCUGGAUUCCAAGAAGGACCUGUUCCUGGACGAUGCCACAACGCAGUACUACGUGUGUGGUCCCGAGUCGUUCAUGCUGGACGUGAAGGGCAAGCUGGCCGCUGAGGGCGUGAGCGCGGAUCGCAUCAAGAUGGAGCUGUUCGGCACUGGUGGUGUGCCCGCUUGA
Messenger RNA from Aspergillus luchuensis, 1254 nucleotides. It is a transcript of the gene fhpA, whose product is annotated as flavohemoprotein. NCBI's taxonomy places the organism in Eukaryota, Fungi, Ascomycota, Eurotiomycetes, Eurotiales, Aspergillaceae. The coding region runs from base 1 to 1254 and encodes 417 amino acids. The transcript has a single exon. The record is from RefSeq and is a predicted model, not a curated record. Gene Ontology annotation, cellular component: intracellular anatomical structure. Gene Ontology annotation, molecular function: heme binding; oxygen binding; FAD binding. Gene Ontology annotation, biological process: nitric oxide catabolic process; cellular response to nitrosative stress.